AUGUCAGUUUAUAUCCAGUUAACACAUGACUUGUCCGGAACAGUAACUGCUGUCACAAUUGGCGAUUGGAUUUUAGGAAUUCUGAAACAAAAAAAUAUUCAAGAAUAUGAAGUUUUUUUUAAAAAAUUUUUAAACAUUUAUCAAAACCAAGACAAAGAAUCAGAAACAAAUAAUAGAUCUGAAAUAUUUUCUUUGUUGUUAUCUGCUAGUGAUUGUGUUUUUGAAACAUUAGUUGAAACAAAAAAGAAUAAAAAAAUAAAUGUGAUAAUAGAUAAUAAGGAAUGUGUUAAAAGUUUUAAUGAAUUUUAUAAAGAAGUAGAAGAAUAUUUUGUAAUAUUAAUUUCAAUAUUACAAUUAGAAUUUAAAAGUGUUGACGAUCUUAAUAAUGCAACAAAUAAUUUCAUAAAGGCUAUAAAAAAUUAUAAUGUUUUUCCAGAAUUAAGAUUAAAAAUAUUACAGUUAUUAUAUAAUUCAUUUAAUGUUAAUUUUUCUUUUCGAUUUCCAACAUUUAUAGCUAUUUUACAAUUUUCAUCACAAAACAAUAUAUUCCAUGCUAUUUUACCAUAUAUAAAAUCUAUAGAUGAUUGGAUAAAGGAAUGGAAUAUAAGCAAUCACGAAAAGAGACAAAUAUAUUUAAUCGUAGCUGAAGAAUUAAAAAAAUUAAAAAAAUAUGAAGAUUCAUAUAAACAUUUAAAAAAACAUAUAUAUUAUUUUCAAAAAGAAAGUAAAGAGAUUUUAAAUCAUGCAUCUACGAUAAAAGCAAGUGUUGAAUUAGUUGUUGAUUCAAUUAAUCUUAAUAAUAAUAUAUUUUUUCACGAAAUUGUUAAUUUAGAUGCAAUUCAAAAUUUGCAAUAUAUAGAAGAACAUAAACCAAUAUAUGAAUUAUUAACAAUCUUUUAUAAAUAUAAUAUACAAGAGUUUUUAACAUUUAAAGAAACAUAUGGAAAUAAAUUUUUUACAAAAUAUAAUAUUGAUCUUGAAAAUUCUGAAAACAAAAUAUAUUUAUUAUCUAUAAUUUCUUUAUUUAAAGAUAAUAAGGUUCAGAAUAUUCAAUAUAUAUCAGAGCAGUUAAAUAUUAACAUGCUAAAAGUUGAAAAAAUACUUGUAUCGGCAAUAGGUAGUGAUAUUAUUGAUGCAAAAAUAGAUCAAAUAAACAAAACGGUACAUAUGAAAACAACUAUUUUACGACAGUUUGACGAACAACAAUGGGAACAUCUUAAUAAUCAAAUUGCAAAAUAUAUAAAGAAUGUUCAGAAAGUUCUUGAUCUAACAACACAUCGUAAAUCUUCCUCUAAUAAAGCAUAA
Molecule: messenger RNA, 1305 nt
Organism: Plasmodium berghei ANKA
Lineage: Eukaryota; Apicomplexa; Aconoidasida; Haemosporida; Plasmodiidae
Product: eukaryotic translation initiation factor 3 subunit M, putative
Exons: 1
Coding region: 1-1305 (434 amino acids)
Biological process (GO): cytoplasmic translational initiation
Cellular component (GO): cytoplasm; eukaryotic translation initiation factor 3 complex
Molecular function (GO): translation initiation factor activity
Source: RefSeq, a predicted model, not a curated record